Molecule: messenger RNA, 483 nt
Organism: Hyposmocoma kahamanoa
Lineage: Eukaryota; Metazoa; Arthropoda; Insecta; Lepidoptera; Cosmopterigidae
Product: lisH domain-containing protein FOPNL-like
Exons: 2
Coding region: 8-442 (144 amino acids)
Biological process (GO): microtubule anchoring
Cellular component (GO): microtubule organizing center
Molecular function (GO): protein binding
Source: RefSeq, a predicted model, not a curated record
AUCUACGAUGGGCGACAAACAAGCGGCUACGGAGAAAGAGCUGUUAAUAGCUAUAAAGGACCUGCUGAAGAAAAGCGGUCAUUUAAAUAAAUUGCAGGCGGAGGUACGAACAAAAGUGACCGAAGCACUCCAAGAGCGUCGAAUCGUCACCUCAUCAAACGACCAAAAGAACGGACCACCACUUCCUACAGAUGAAGUAUUACUCGUCAACGAACUUGUUAGGGAAUAUCUAGAGUGGAAUGGAUACCUCUACACUUCAUCUGUGAUGUCAUCAGAGGCCGCUUUACCAACUGAAAAGAAAACCAGAGGGCAACUUUGCACCGAAGUCGGUGUACGAGAUGAUGAAAAGUCAUCUGCUCUCCCCCUGCUAUCUAAUAUUGUUGCCGCUUACACCGAAAGGAUUAAACGGAAGAUUAGUAAGAUCAACAAAAAAGAUGGGUAGGUUAUUGUUCCAAUUGACUUUAUGUUUUCGUAUGACGUACC